Messenger RNA from Rhagoletis pomonella (apple maggot), 397 nucleotides. Its product is annotated as eggshell protein 1-like. The transcript is spliced from 2 exons. The record is from RefSeq and is a predicted model, not a curated record. Bases 32 to 304 code for a protein of 90 amino acids. Lineage: Eukaryota; Metazoa; Arthropoda; Insecta; Diptera; Tephritidae.
CUUUUGCUAUGGUUUUCCCCCAAAAAUACAUAUGUGUAUGUAUGUGCGAGUGUUUGUACACAAAGAAAAUCUCGACUAUAAAAGCGCAUCCCGACUCAAAAGAAAUCAUUGUCAUUGUACCUUCUUCAAGAUGAAGUUAUAUGGAUUCUUCGCUGUUUUGUUAGCCCUAUUGGCUUUAGCAAUUGCAAGCCCAAAUCCUCUGCCGAAUCCUGAGCCUGUGCCCGGAGGCGGUGGCGGUGGUGGAGGUGGCGGUGGGCAGUUUGGAGGCGGCGGCGGUGGCGGUGGUGGUGGUGGUGGCAAGUAAACUGACCACAUUUUUUUUUAUGAACAUAAACAUUACUGUAAGAAAUUCUCAACUUUAAUUAUUAAACAAGAAAAUAAAAAACAUUGAAAAGUA